Messenger RNA from Brassica rapa (field mustard), 693 nucleotides. Its product is annotated as transcription factor CPC. Gene Ontology annotation, biological process: cell differentiation; regulation of DNA-templated transcription. Gene Ontology annotation, cellular component: nucleus. NCBI's taxonomy places the organism in Eukaryota, Viridiplantae, Streptophyta, Magnoliopsida, Brassicales, Brassicaceae. Gene Ontology annotation, molecular function: transcription cis-regulatory region binding. The record is from RefSeq and is a predicted model, not a curated record.
AAAAUAAUCUGUUUGAUUUUCUUUUCUUCUUCGAGCCCCUAUCUUUCUCUCACUCUUUCUUUAUAGGAACAACAAAAACAAAGCUGUUAAAAACAUCUCCUUAUUUCUCGAGAUUUCUUCUCUUUGUGCUCGUGUCGAAGACCACAAACUGUUUUAUUCUUUUUGUUCCGACAAGACUGUAAAAUGGAUAGACGUCGCAGGAAACAGAGCAAGGCCAAAGCGUCAUGUUCCGAAGAAGUGAGUAGCAUCGAGUGGGAAACUGUGAAGAUGUCGGAGGAAGAAGAAGAUCUCAUUUCUCGUAUGUAUAAACUCGUUGGAGACAGGUGGGAAUUGAUAGCCGGAAGGAUACCGGGACGGACACCGGAAGAAAUUGAAAGAUAUUGGCUUAUGAAACACGGAUUCGUUUUUGCCAGCAAACGAAGAGAAUUUGUUAGGAAAUGAUUUUUAAUGCAUUUUCCUCUCCUUAAUUCACAAGACAAGAAACAAAUGAGAAGUAGUAGUUGUCCUUUUUGAGUUACUAUUUUAGGAUGUAUAAUUAUCUAUAUAUAUAAAAACAGGACUGGUUAAGGUCGUAGCAUUUUAGUUGGUGAAAUGUAAUGUUCUUCUGGCAUUAAGCAUAGAUUAUGAGACUCUAGAUUAUGAGUGUAAUUUCAGGUUUAGAUUGAGUAUAAUUUUGCCGAUGGAUGGAGAUUA